Peniophora sp. CBMAI 1063 is the source of this 984-nucleotide messenger RNA. Lineage: Eukaryota; Fungi; Basidiomycota; Agaricomycetes; Russulales; Peniophoraceae. The record is from the annotation of a GenBank genome assembly.
AUGGGUCAACGAUAUCUCUUAGUCAACGCUGAUAAGCAAGAGCGUCAUGGUGCAGUCGACGGACAUAUGCACGAGUUCAUAUUCGGAGGCCUUGAGCCCGUCGCCAAACUCCUGACGAUACCCGUCCAGCGCCAAUCUAUGCCCGAAUCAUGUCUAUCGCACGAAGGCACGCAACGCUCAUCCCUGGGCUCGCUCUGCCUCCCCACGGAAUUACUAGACUUGAUCUUCGCAAGGCUCGAUAUCAUGGACGCGUUCUGUUUGGCCGUUGCGAAUAGCUUGUUGUGCGAGAUUAGCUGGAGACAUGUUUGUAGGAAACGGGACGCGUUGGUUUCGAGUUGGGCGGAUGAUAGGAUCGUUUGUCUGAGCGACUACGCCGACUCUGUGCCUCCACCCCUCUCUACGCCCAACCUAGCUACGCCCAAUUCAACAUCACAACCGACUCAAACCGAACUGAACUACACCUCCGCAUCCCGCUUCACAUCCGUCGGCACCGUCCGCAAAAUCGGCAUCCCCUCUAUCGCGCUCUGCGACAUCGUCCUAGAACGAAUGAUGAACGUCCGCGACAUUAAGCGCUGCGGGAUGUUGCUCGGCGCAACCGAACCAUGGUACCCUGCCGACCGGGCCUGGGCGCUGGCCAAUAUAUCAAGACGGCAAUAUAUCCUCGCGCAAGAUGUCGGGAUGUUGACGGAUCAUGUCGUCGAGGGGCCGUUCGUGCAGUCGGAUUGGAAUUUGGGGAAUGUUGUUGUUGCUCUUACGGCUUGGAGCGGGAGCGGGAAGGGGAGUGGGAAGGGGGCGGUGGGGUGCAGGAGGGUGGAGGGGAUGUGGGCGGGGGAGAGGGUGAGGAUUUGUACGGUCGAGUCGUUAGUGGGAGAUUGGGAAGAUGUUUCGAGUGAGGUCGUACCGCUUGUGGGACGGUUUUUGGAAGGGAUGUAUGCGGGGGAUGUGAUGGAGGAUUAUGCGGAUUAUUAUGGACCGAGUAUUUAG